CCAAGUAACUAAUGCUCAUCACUUUACAGCUCUAAUUAUCUCUCUGCUACAAAUGGCCUCUGCUUCAUCCUCAGCACCACACUUACCACCCUUUAUAUCCAUACAAAAACCACGUACAAUAUUCAGUUCUAUUAUUCCUUGCAAUCCCGAGGUUUUUCAUCACCAUGGUUCAUUUCAAGAUUGUUCCACUGCCAAAUUUUCACACUGUAAAAGCCAAGGCUACCCCAAUUAAGCGAAACACCAAACCAAAUAGUGUGAUAUGUGGUGAUCGCGAUGGAAAUGGUGCUGUCGUUUGCUCUCAGUGCAAAGGUAGUGGAGUGAACGCUGUUGAUUUCUUCAAUGGAGAAUUUAAAGCCGGAGAUUCCUGUUGGCUUUGCGGAGGUAAAAAGCAGAUGUUAUGUGGGAAUUGCAAUGGCGCUGGCUUCAUUGGGGGCUUUAUGAGCACUGAUGAUCAGUAGGAUUGCCUUUACCAUGAUGCAUGUAUGUAUGUAUGUAUGUAUGUAUGUAUUAUCUUAUGAAUUUGAUGCUUGAUCAACCCAUAUCAUAUCCAUUUAUUAUGGUUCGAUGUAGACAAGGCUAUCACCAUUUAUGGCUAUUACC
Messenger RNA from Hibiscus syriacus, 600 nucleotides. RefSeq names its product protein BUNDLE SHEATH DEFECTIVE 2, chloroplastic-like. Gene Ontology annotation, molecular function: protein folding chaperone. The transcript is spliced from 5 exons. Gene Ontology annotation, cellular component: protein folding chaperone complex; chloroplast stroma. The record is from RefSeq and is a predicted model, not a curated record. The coding region runs from base 165 to 458 and encodes 97 amino acids. Lineage: Eukaryota; Viridiplantae; Streptophyta; Magnoliopsida; Malvales; Malvaceae.